AUGAAUGAAUUAGAAGAAUAAGAAGUAUCACAUUAUUCAACAAUAUAAUAAAAUGAAUUAAAAUCAGAAAUAUAAGUUGUAUCUCACAAAGAAGAUCAUUCUAUAAUAAAAUCAGACAGUAUAAUAAACUUUCAUGAUAUCUUAACUCAGAUAGGAUUUGGAAGAUUUUAAAUAAUGUAGUACUUUGUAUCAAUAAUUUUGGGAAUAAUGGAAGGGGCAUAAAUUACUAUUUUUACUUUGAUGGUACCGAUAUUAAAAAAAGAAUGGGAAAUAUCUGAAUCUAUAGUGUCUUUAUAAACAAGUUUUAUAUUUAUAGGCUUUCUAGUUGGAUCAAUGUUAUCAGGGCAAUUCACUGAUCGAUAUGGUAGGAAAUUACCAUUCAUUUUUAGUUCAUUAUUGACAGUACUGAUAUGCUUCGCUACAAUUCUCUGCACUAAUGUAUAUCAGCUAUUGAUAAUGAGAGGAUUUAUGGGUAUUUUUGUAGGUUUCUUUGCUCCUUGUUGUGUAACUUUAUUAUAAGAAAUUACUCCAAACAAAUUAAGAGGUUAAAUGACAGGAUCUGUUACAUUAAGCGUUGCAAUAGGUCAAUUGUACGGUUUUUUCAUGGCAUCAUUAAUUAUGGAAGGAAUAAAUGGAAGUUGGAGAUGGCUUACAUUUUUAGGUUCUUUGCCAGGAUUGGUUGCUUUGAUAUUAUCUUUAAUAUAUAUUGAAGAAUCUCCUAGAUAUCUACUAUUAGAAGGCAAGUAUUAUGAAGCUUUUUAAACUUUAAAAUUGAUGAUUAGGACUAAUAAAGCUACAGAGGUUAUAAUCUGGUCAUUAUAUAUGAACAGUAUAGCAAAAAAAACAGAGCAUGCAUCAUUUAAAAGUUUGCUCAAUGGAGAAAGAUUAUAGGUUUCAUUAGUUUUAUGGAGUAUUUGGUUUUUACUAUGCUUUUCUUAUUAUGGUAACCUAAUGACUAUGCCUUAAAUACUAUAUCAACUUAAAGAUGACGAAUCUUAAUUAUAGCAACUAGUCUACGCUUGUUUAAGUGAUAUUCUGGGUGCUAUUUUAGCUACUUUAAUUAUAGAUAUCAAAGGAUUGGGUAGGAAGAACUCAUUAAUUAUUGGAUUCCUCAUAGCAUCAGUAUUCUCAUUUUUAUAACUUUAUGAAUAUCAUAAGCAUUUUGCUAUUUUAGCGAUUUUACAAAAAUUGUUUCUCUCCAUGAAUUAUAUCUUCUGCUAUCAAUUAACAACUGAGCUAUAUCCUACUAAAUUAAGAACUACAGGAUUAGGAACUGCAGUCGCUAUAGGAAGACUGGGUGUCAUUUUGAUGCCAUGGUCUUUAUCCAAUCAUUGGUCCAUUUCUCCUGUUUUCCAUAGCUUCCUUUUUAGGAAGUAUUUUUGCUUGUUUUAUUCACUUGGUAAGAGUUUAGAUAACAAUAAUUGA
Messenger RNA from Paramecium tetraurelia, 1425 nucleotides. RefSeq lists its product as uncharacterized. Gene Ontology annotation, molecular function: transmembrane transporter activity. Gene Ontology annotation, cellular component: membrane. Gene Ontology annotation, biological process: transmembrane transport. The record is from RefSeq and is a predicted model, not a curated record. The transcript has 4 exons. NCBI's taxonomy places the organism in Eukaryota, Ciliophora, Oligohymenophorea, Peniculida, Parameciidae.